Molecule: messenger RNA, 1221 nt
Organism: Camelina sativa (false flax)
Lineage: Eukaryota; Viridiplantae; Streptophyta; Magnoliopsida; Brassicales; Brassicaceae
Source: RefSeq, a predicted model, not a curated record
AUGAGGUCAGAAAUCAAAACAAAGUUAAUCUUCGAUCUUCCACAGGAUGUGAUACAAGAGAUAUUCUCUAAGGUUCCUGUCACAUGUCUACGAAGAUUACGAUCUACUUGCAAAAGAUUGCACGCUUUACUCAAAGAUCGAGGAUUCAUCAAAAAAUAUUAUGACACAAGGCAGUACCAUGCUCUUAUGCUAUUGAAUUUUAAGGUUUAUUCGAUGAGCUACAAUCUCCAUGGAGUUAGCAUGGACGUCGUUCCGGAAGGUGAACUUAGCCUAAUCGACCCCUAUCGUAAUAAUACAAACGCAGAUAUAUCUCAAGUCUUUCACUGUGAUGGUUUAUUGCUAUGCACCACCAGAGAAAAUAGAUUAGUGGUUUGGAAUCCGUUUACGGGGCAAAAGAGAUGGCUCCAACAGCAAAAUCGUGGCAGGAUAGACGAUAACUAUAUUCUUGGAUACGACAACAGCUAUUUGUGCCAUAGCUACAAAAUCUUGAGGGUUCCGGAUAUUUAUUACCAAAAAUUGGAAACUAGCCAAAAUUCACGGAGGAAUCUUGAUGUCACUCCCAAAGGUGACCUAGAAUUGAAGGUCGAUGGUAUUAGCUCUAAUUCAAGGAGGAGAUAUCUUGGUGUUACUACUCCCCGAAAAGACUUAGAGCUGAAGUUAAAUGAUUUUAGCUCUAAUUCAUGGAAGAAUCUUGAUGUCAUCACUCCCAAAGGUUGCUUAAAAUCUUAUGGCGUGUCAUUGAAGGGAAAUGCUUAUUGGGUGUACUUGUCUAAGCAAAGAGGAGUCAACGACUACUCUCUACUUAGUUUUGAUUUUGCAACAGAGUGUUUCCAACAUUUGUGUGUUCCCUUUCAUCAAGAAGCAGAUUGUUUUGAUACCACGAUUCUCUCGGUUGGUAAAGGAGAACAUCUUUCGUUGUUAUAUCAGAGCUGCGAGACGCUAAUGGUGGAGAUAUGGAUAACCAAUAAGAUUGAGACCACGUUUGUGUCAUGGAGAAAGUUCUUAAAAGUGGAUAUAUAUACGCAGCUCCCUAUGUUUUCGUGUCGAAUGAGUUUCUUCAUUGAAGAGGAGAUGAAAGUUGCCGUGUGUUGCGACAGAAAUAACAAGGUAUACAUUGUUAGAGAAGAUGAAUAUAAAGUAUCUUCCGGUUUUAAUUUUUUAGAAUUUGAAGGCGUAAGAUGUUGCCUCACUCUCUUUGGUUACGUUCCAAGAUUGGUUUAA